Messenger RNA from Pygocentrus nattereri (red-bellied piranha), 1943 nucleotides. RefSeq lists its product as uncharacterized. The coding region runs from base 237 to 977 and encodes 246 amino acids. The transcript is spliced from 10 exons. The record is from RefSeq and is a predicted model, not a curated record. Lineage: Eukaryota; Metazoa; Chordata; Actinopteri; Characiformes; Serrasalmidae.
CAAAGGCAUUGGAGAGCUUUUUCGCAAUAUGUUUCCAGACUCCGACAUGGCGAAAUCCUCCGCGUUAGGCAAGAAUAAAACUGCUUACUUUAUCAAAUUUGGUAUUGCGCCGUGUUUCAAGAAGCAACUGGUGAAGACCAUAAACAAAGCUCGGCCGUUCGUUCUAAUUUUUGACGAGAGCCUCAACCAAUCCUAAAAAAAAAAACAGAUGGACAUACAUAUUCGUUUUUUGGAGGAUGGCUGUGUCAGGUCAAGAUAUUUUGGCUCAGAAUUCCUGGGACAUGCAACAGCUGAUGACCUGCUGCAGCACAUCAAAGUGGCGGCGGAUCCAGGACGGACAGCGGACGACGAGGGACGAACAUGCAGCGACCCAGACGGACGGCUGCGACGGAACGGAGGAACACAAGCUGGUCAUCUUACCUUCAGGCUGUGCCCCCGUGCCACAGGAGGUUUCUGUGCUCAGCUGGCAGCAGGCGGUCUUAAUUCCACCCCUUUCUUGUGUAGCGCUGGUGAGAUUUGAGCAGCCCUGCCAAGCUUUGCACAGAGCAAACAGGAUGUUUGCUUACACCUUCUCACAGCCACGUUUUGACAGCACGAAGUUGGUGGAGUUGAAGCUCCAACACAGGACCAUCUGUGAGGGCCUGGAGUCUGAGCACUGGUGGGUGCUCAGCAACGAAUUUUAUCAUUUGUUCCCGGAGCUUCCUCCUCAGCACUUCGGUACUGUGGCUGCUGUGGCCUGCAUCAAGCGCAUUGGAACAUCGAUCAACGAGGCGUCCAUCUACCUUCGCACUGAAUCAGUGGAGACAUCACUGCAGAAUGUUACUCUGCAAACCAAAGUGUCGAAGACGCUGAGGAUGGUAUCCAUUGGUUCAGAUGGCUGUUGCAGGAGUCAUCAGUCCAGCAACACACGGAUCCUUGAGACGCCGGCACCGUUCACGGUUUCCAGGAAACCAAGAGGACCCCCACCAGGCUUCUAAUCACUCUACACUUUAAUAUCAUAUAUAUUUUUACAUUUCUUUAUCAUAGUAACUGUAGUUUUUGUAAUGCAAUUAUGUUGUUUUUUCUAACAUUUUGUGUGUGUGUGUGUGUGUGUGUGUGUGUGUGUGUGUCUUUUUUAGAUGCAGUUUUCUGUGUAACUAGGAGAGCCCCUGGAUGUUUAUCUCUGAGAGCAUGACGGUGGAUCAUCACAUCUACUCAUCUCUAGACUGGAGACAUGGGUCCCAGUGCAUCAUUCCUCCUGGAUUAGAGGCUCUAGACAGCAGUGACUCCAACUGUCAUCAAGAAACUCUGGACAAGAGGACUGUUCUGUUUCUGGACCAGAUCAGAGGAUGUACGUCAAAGGAAGCCUUGACAAGAAGUGCAGCAAGACCUUCAGAGACUUCACCAUCAGCCAUCACUGGACUUUAUCUUUAGCAUUUAACUUCAUCAGAAGCAGGAUCACUAUGGACAUCGUCAUUAUUGUCUUGGCCACAGACCCAGGACCAUUAGAGAUAUCAGGACCCAUGAAGAGAAGAUCAGUGCCAUCAUCACCACUGGACAUUGUCAUCAUCCGAUUUUUGUCUUCAUCAGCAGAAGCAGCAUCACAGCUCCCAUCAUACACAUCAAGAUCUCAGUUAUCAUCAUCAUCAUCAUCAUCAUCCUAGCCAUGGACUGAGUUAGAUGUUGCUUCAUCUCAUCAUCAGACAACAAGCUACUAACCAGCUCAGAGGAUUUUGUGUUUAAGCAGUGAAUCUGCUUUGUGUAAUGAACAUGGACUCUUUCCUGAGAUCCCGCUAAAAGGCUUCCCAGCCUGGGUUCUAGAUUGUUGGCUGUAGUUACUGUUCUGCAGUUUAUCUACAACUAACAGUUUGGCAUCCAUGCUCGGACUAAUCAUCAUUCAAGUGGGAUUUUCACUUGAUUAAGUUAAAAAAAAAAUAAGUUAAUAAUUAAUUAUUGACAAUCAA